Molecule: messenger RNA, 830 nt
Organism: Drosophila rhopaloa
Lineage: Eukaryota; Metazoa; Arthropoda; Insecta; Diptera; Drosophilidae
Gene: CheB42c
Exons: 3
Coding region: 103-699 (198 amino acids)
Source: RefSeq, a predicted model, not a curated record
AUUUUACAAAUCCCGCUAUGUUAUGUUUAUCCGUAAUCGGAUUUGAAACUGGUACGAUACCGACUAUAUAAGACGUGAUAAUGCUUCUGUUGGUGUAACAUCAUGUUGAAAACUCUGCUGCUGCUCGUCGUAUUAGUGUCCGGUUCCUGGGGCGCGGACUACGAACUAUUGCUCGAGGAUCCCGAUAUAUUCGCACCCUGCACCGAAGGACCCCCCGGAUCGGUUGGAUUCCACGAUGCAUUCAACAUUAAAGAUCUGGUUCUUAAUCAGGACGCCGACAUCAUUCACAUCUCAGAGAAUUUGACCACAAUAUGGGAUGUGCAGCCCACCGAUCGCAUUUCCGCCAGGUUUGCAUUGUGGCACUACAACCGCGGCAACUGGGAACCCACUCUCUUUAGCAUUGCGACGCCCGACUUUUGCUCCGCGAUUUUCGACGAGAAUCAGUCAUGGUUCAAACAGUGGACCAGAUACAUUUCGAACCGGGAUGAGGUGCAGGAGAAGUGCCUGACAACGCGUGGUACUGUUUGGAUGCAUAAUCCAUUCGAUCUGAAGCUGCGCCUAAACAACAUACGUGGCGCUACUCUUCAGGGACGCUACAAAGCUGUGGUCACCUUUGAAGCUGUCGACGAAAGGGACGUGCCCCGAAAGAACACCGUAUGCUUCGAAAUCAGAGGAGAGGCUGAGAAGAUAAAGAAUUAAGAUUUUCAAGCUCUGCACCGAAUGCAGUUAAUUGUCCCACAAAGAAGUCUAAUGCUCGACUUCAUCAUAUUGUCAAAACAUUUUAUUGUUCAUAGAUUGUAUUAAAUAAACCUUUCUUUGCUUUUCUCUAA